AAAGUCCAGAGCUCUGAAAACCCUAGAAGGUCCCAUCUCAAGAGAACUCUCAAAACUCUUGGUACAAAAGGCAGAGAGAGAGAGAGAGAGAGAGAGAGAGAGAGAGAGAGAGUGAUGGGUAAGAAGGGCGUUCCGGAGUGGCUGAACAGCUCUCUCUGGUCUUCUUCCAAUCCAUCUUCUCUUCACAACGACCGAUAUCAUAUAAAACCCGAAACCGUAGCUCCAGAUCCUCUUCCUCCUCCUCCCCCUCCCCCUCCUCCACCUCGUCCCCAAACCCUACCAAAAGAAGAAAAACGGCCGUCGAGAGCUGGAACCCUAGAAUCGGAUGAUCCGCCUGCCUACGACAACGAUCCGAGCUCUUUGAGCGCGUCCUCACCAGAUGAAAUCUCUCGCCAGGCUCAGUUGUUAGCAGAGUUGUCAAAGAAGGUUAUAAAUGCGAAGGAAUUGAGGAGAUUGGCGUCGCAAGGGAUACCUGAUGGUGCUGGAAUCCGUUCAACUGUAUGGAAGAUUCUCUUGGGUUAUUUACCAAAUGACCGUGGAUUAUGGGCCGCUGAAUUGGCAAAGAAGCGAUCUCAAUACACCCUUUUCAAAGAGGAACUUCUGGUGAAUCCGUCAGAAAUAGCAAGGAGGUUGGACAAAUCCACUGGCAUUGGAAAUGACGAAUCAAAUUGUGAAGGAAGUGGCUUGCUUCCAAGAUCAGAAAUAACUCACGGGGAGCACCCAUUAAGCCUUGGAAAGACCAGCGUUUGGAAUCAGUUCUUCCAGGACACGGAGAUCAUAGAACAGAUAGACCGGGAUGUGAAGCGCACUCAUCCAGACAUGAAUUUCUUCUCUGGAGACUCAUCCUUUGCCAAGUCUAAUCAGGAAGCAUUAAGGCACAUACUGAUUGUGUUUGCAAAGCUAAAUCCUGGUAUAAGAUACGUACAAGGAAUGAAUGAAGUUUUGGCUCCACUGUUCUAUGUCUUCCGGAAUGAUCCAGAUGAGGAAAAUGCUGCCAAUGCAGAAGCAGACACAUUUUUUUGCUUUGUUGAGUUGUUAAGUGGAUUCCGGGAUCAUUUUUGCCAGCAACUUGACAAUAGCGUCGUGGGCAUCCGUUCCACAAUAACCAAGUUAUCGCAGCUUUUGAAAGAACAUGAUGAAGAGCUCUGGCGGCAUUUGGAGGUCACAACCAAAGUCAAUCCGCAGUUCUAUGCAUUUAGGUGGAUAACUCUCCUGCUUACUCAGGAAUUCAACUUUGCUGAUAGCCUCCACAUCUGGGACACGCUUUUGAGUGACCCGGAAGGUCCUCAGGAAACAUUGCUUCGAGUAUGCUGUGCAAUGCUGAUACUCAUACGGAGACGUCUACUGGCAGGCGACUUCACGUCUAACCUCAAGCUGCUGCAGAAUUACCCAUCGUCGACGAAUAUCAGUCACCUCCUGUAUGUUGCAGACAAGCUGCGGGUCCCGGCAUCAUCUUGAUAGCGUCUAUCUUUUGUUUUGUUUUUCAUUUAUACAUUCAUGUAUAUGUAAAUCCACCUUGCUGUAAAUUUCUGUUCAGAUUAACCGCUAACAUCCCGAGAGACUGGCGGACUAAUCUUUUUUGUUUUCCCAUAAUUUUUAUUUCCUUUUUUUUUUUAAUUUUU
Molecule: messenger RNA, 1622 nt
Organism: Magnolia sinica
Lineage: Eukaryota; Viridiplantae; Streptophyta; Magnoliopsida; Magnoliales; Magnoliaceae
Product: TBC domain-containing protein C1952.17c-like
Exons: 9
Coding region: 115-1458 (447 amino acids)
Biological process (GO): intracellular protein transport; activation of GTPase activity
Molecular function (GO): GTPase activator activity
Source: RefSeq, a predicted model, not a curated record